UUCACUCUAUUCCAUUUCGUUCGUAUCACUUUUCUGCUAUUUCAUAGUCGGCUUCAUUUAUUAUUAUGGGGCUUUUGUAGUUACAUCGUUGAUCGGAGUGUACAUCGAUGCACUGAAUGAAUACGGUGCAGUAUCCAGCGAUAAAAUGAAAACAAAACGAACCGCAUUCUGAACCCACUUAUUCCAAAUUCAAUACAGCAAUAAAAUGCAACAAAAAUGGGAGCAAAAAAAUAGAGUACUUGCAAUUGCACCAUGUAAAAUUCCAGCGCAAUAAAUAAUAUAAUUCUGACAUGAUCUAAUUCGUCGCUUUUAUAUUUUACGAGUUUUUAUUCGUCUUCUGCAACUUAUCACAACGCACAGUAGUCAUAAUGAAACUAAUCAUGACCUGCCGAUCUAGCUUUAUCGUCUGCGCUUUCAUGCAACUGAACUCUCGUGCCCGCUGGAAAUCAUUCAAAUCCGAAAUCAUUCCAUUUCUCCGUUAUAUAAAAAUUGGACUCAACAUUCGUAUGCAUUUGCUAUUUUUCUUUUUCAUCACUUGAACUGUUCAUGUGUGGACAGCUGUUGUUGUUGCCGGUUAUUUGAUUUGGACGGCAUUCGAUCUAGGCGCAAUUAUGAUUUGGUGAAAUUUGAAAAUAACAUGUCACUCUUGAUAAUUUUAUUUUUAAUCGUCAUAUUUAUAAACCAAAGAUUACCGCAUACAUUUCCCAGUAACUCGUCAACCAAAAUAAAAUGGGACUUGUUUCUACAAUUUAAUCACAAAUAUUAUACACAACUCAUCGUUUCUAAUUCAUCUGGUGUUCAAGUUGAACAAUAACUCUCAGCUAUUUUCAGAAAAUCCAGUCAUUUUAUUUCUUCUAAUUAAAUGGAAACCUACUGGACAAAAAAAAACCUAAGAAUAGACGUUGUUAUAUCGUAUCAUAUUUUUGUCGCUUUGUGCGCGUCGCGUCACAUACAUAAAUAAAGUGUUAACCUGAAAGUAGUAAACACUUAUAAUGCGCUGAUUUGUAUUUUAUCGCGUUCACCUUUGCUUUGUUUUCACCCGUUUUGCGUUCACCAUCAAUUAAUCUCAUACAUUAUGGAAUAAAACACACAAUUUCACGCUUAUGACUUUUUCAAAUGACAAAAUUCUAGUUGCAUUCAAUUUAGAACAGCGAAAUGAAAUGAACAGUGUAUGUCUGUCUAUUUUGGGCGUAAUUACAUGAUGUGCUUAAUUAAAUGUGUAAAUAUCCUUUAAAAUUGAGUGUUCAAUUUUCGACGCAAUGCCGUAAUAAUUUGUCGAUACAUUGCUGUCCAUUAUAUUUUGCAAUGACAUUUUUUUCUCUUCAUCAAAUUGGAAAUUGUUCAGAUCGUUAUUUUUGGAAUAGAAUUUGAUUUAUGAUAAUUUUAAGUGCGGCAAAUUUUGCUACACGAAAUUUUUCGUUUGCCAAACAUAUCGUUCUUAUCAGUACAAACAAAGUGGGUUUUUAGAUCAUCGGCUCGAAGUUUAUCACUUUGUUUAGAACGAAAAGAAAAAAUGCUGUGGAAUCGAAGCGAAUAAUAGAAAUAUGAAAAGAUUAUGAAAUUUGAAUGUAAAUGAUAACAUAUCUGACUUGUUGUUUCUAGAACGAAACGGCAAUUGAUUACGUAAAUUCGCGCGUAAUCCGAAUUCCAUAACAAUUGGCCAUGAAAUUCAAUUCACAAUGAAAAAUAGUAUAGCGACCUCUUUAUCUCACAACACAUGGGCACCGACCGACAGAGACGCAAAAAACACCAACAUUUGUUUUCAACGCAUUUUUGACAGAUGUGUGUAUGAGUUUUAGAUUGAAGCUAAUAUAACAGUGAACCUGAAAUCAUAUGAGUGAGGUUAUGAUAUGGUUAACUAAGCAACACGGUGUUUUAAAUACGCGUUUCCCAAAUAAAAUCAUUGAUAAUUUUCUGGCUGGUGUAUUUUACAUAUCCCAAGUGCCAAUACGUAAUUAGCAGCCGCAGCCGACAGUGACUCUUUUGCGUGCAUUCUCAUACAACUCAGGGGAAACAAUAGCAGAAAAUUUCAUAUUCUUUGUGGAAAAGUGCAACGACAAAAGCAAAUAAUGUCCGGAAACGAUAACAGCGAAUAUGAAGGCUAUCGUUCACCAUUAAGCACACGAUAUGCCACAAAGGAAAUGCAGUUUUUGUUCAGCGACCAGUUCAAAUUUUCCACUUGGCGCAAACUAUGGAUUUUCCUUGCACAAGCCGAAAAAGAGCUCGGUCUCAAAAUAACCGACGAACAAAUCAAACAAAUGCAAGCCAAUUGGGAUAAGAUCGACUUCAAGGCAGCCGCAGCUGAAGAACGUAAAACUCGCCAUGAUGUAAUGGCUCAUGUGCAUGUUUUUGCCGAACAAUGUCCACUGGCCGCUCCAAUCAUUCAUCUUGGUGCUACGUCAUGUUACGUUGGUGACAACACCGAUUUGGUCAUUCUUCGUGAUGCUCUUGACUUGAUUUUGCCACAAUUGGCACGUGUUAUUCACUGUCUCACACAGUUUGCCGAGGAAUUCAAAUCGCUACCGACAUUGGGCUUCACUCACUUGCAACCAGCACAACUCACCACAGUGGGCAAGCGUGCCACACUUUGGAUACAAGAUCUUCUGAUGGAUGAGGUAGCACUUCGUCGAUGCCGUGAAGAUUUGUGCUUCCGUGGUGUGAAAGGAACAACCGGUACUCAAGCUUCAUUUUUGCAAUUGUUCAACGGUGAUUCGACCAAAGUCAAGGCAUUGGACAAACGUGUUGCUGAAUUGGCUGGCUUCAAGAAGUGCUACACCGUUACAGGUCAAACGUAUUCGCGCAAAGUUGACGUACAAAUCGUUUCGGCAUUGGCAAGCCUCGGAACAACUGUUCACAAAAUGUGCUCGGACAUUCGUUUGCUGGCCAAUCGCAAAGAGCUCGAAGAACCAUUUGAGUCAACUCAAAUUGGUUCAUCGGCUAUGGCAUACAAACGGAAUCCAAUGCGAUCGGAGCGAUGCUGUUCAAUUGCUCGUCACUUGAUUGCAUUGAGCAUCAAUGCAGCCAACACGCAUGCAACACAAUGGCUGGAACGCACAUUGGACGAUUCGGCCAAUCGACGAUUGACACUGUCCGAGGCAUUCUUGUCGGCUGAUGCCAUUCUGUUGACUUUGUUGAACAUUUCUCAAGGAUUAGUUGUUUAUCCAAAGGUUAUCGAACGUAAUAUUCAACAAGAGCUUCCAUUUAUGUCAACCGAAAAUAUUAUUAUGGCCAUGGUUAAGAAAGGUGGCGAUCGACAAAUUUGCCAUGAAAAGAUUCGUGUCCUGUCACACGAAGCCGGCGCUCAGGUGAAACAAUUUGGUAAAGACAACGAUUUAGUUGAACGUGUCAAGGCCGAUCCAUACUUUGCACCAAUUUUGAACGAUCUUAAAACCAUUCUGGACCCAAGCACAUUCGUCGGACGAAGCCCACAACAAGUGGUUGAAUUCGUUGAAGAAGAAGUAAAACCAGUACUGGCCAACUACAAAGAAAGUAUCAAAGAUGUAAAAUCCGUUUCAUUGGCUAUUUAGAAGAAGAAAAAAAAUCCACAUAUUUUGUGAUAACUCAACAAGACGAAGAGGCCUUGCACAUAGUGCUCAAACAGCCACAACAAUAAAAAGUAAAUUGGUCACGGCCAAAUACACACUACAAAAUGUAAACAUGAAAAUAAAAGAUCAAUAGGCAUUUUUCAAUACCCAAUCAAAGAGGUGUUUUGUUAUAUUUUUUUUUCUGUUUUGAUUUUAUUUAAUAAAGUCGAUAUAUGAUACAGUUUUGCGCAAA
This is a messenger RNA of Sitodiplosis mosellana (orange wheat blossom midge), 3777 nucleotides long. It is a transcript of the gene Adsl, whose product is annotated as adenylosuccinate lyase. NCBI's taxonomy places the organism in Eukaryota, Metazoa, Arthropoda, Insecta, Diptera, Cecidomyiidae. The transcript is spliced from 4 exons. The coding region runs from base 2070 to 3527 and encodes 485 amino acids. Gene Ontology annotation, cellular component: cytosol. Gene Ontology annotation, biological process: 'de novo' AMP biosynthetic process. Gene Ontology annotation, molecular function: N6-(1,2-dicarboxyethyl)AMP AMP-lyase (fumarate-forming) activity; (S)-2-(5-amino-1-(5-phospho-D-ribosyl)imidazole-4-carboxamido) succinate lyase (fumarate-forming) activity. The record is from RefSeq and is a predicted model, not a curated record.